GUCUCACGCGUGUCAUUCGGAGAGUUGAGUACUUUCUCGGUACCUAUUCACGGCGCACCUGAAGAAAUGCCGCUCCUUCCCACAGUGUACUGGGCACAGCGCUCGAACAAGCUCUACCUCACGAUCGACGUCCAGGACAUCAAAGAUCAAACGUGUGACCUCCAGGACGAUAAGCUUGUGUUCUCCGGUAAAGCAGGCGCUGAGCAGAAUGAGUACUCUCUAGAUCUCAACUUCUUCGGGGAGGUGGAUGCUAAAUCGGAGGAAAGCAAAGUUAGCAUUACCCCUCGGAAUGUGUUCAUGAUUAUCAUGAAGAAGGAGGCGGGGCACUGGCCGCGCCUGACCAAGGAGUCUGGCCGGCAUCUAACGCACAUCAAGUGCGACUGGGACAAGUGGGUUGACGAGGACGAGGAGGAUGAGAAGCCCGAGGCCGAUUUCGGCGGCAUGGACUUCUCCGGCUUCGGCGGAAUGGGCGGCAUGGGAGGCAUGGGCGGCAUGGGUGGCAUGAUGGGCGGAAUGGGAGGCAUGGGCGGCAUGGGUGGCAUGAUGGGCGGAAUGGGCGGAAUGGGAGGCAUGGACUUCAGCAACUUGAUGGGCGGGGAGGACGACGCGGCGGGAGAGGGCGAGGGUGAGGAUGAGGACUCGGACAAUGAGGAGCUCCCGGACCUGGUCAAGCCCUGAGCGGGGGAAGGGGAGUGGAUGCCGUACGGCUGUACAUGCAGUACUUUGGGCGCCGUUAGUGCUGGGGAGUGGUGGGCUGUUGCCUACUUACCAGCAAACGUAGGUCUGGGGACGUCAAGCAGGAAGGCAGGAGGGUGCGGUCUGUAUUGAAAACCGUGCGGGAAGAGAGCGGUGCGUUGCGGGAGGAGGGCGUUCGCAAUCUUGAGCACGCGACUGAGGGGGCGGGGUUGCGUAGAUCUUUAUUCUUACUAGCAGUGUUGUUGGGUGGUUGCAGUACACUGUGUGCCCAUGCGGCGGCGAGGAAGUAAGGGGCUUCAUCGUUGGGGUCUCCCCCGGCGCAUCCCGAACCGGACCGGGUUCACGUCAGGCAAACCUCGUUGCUGGCAUUGAGUCUCGGGGAGCGUCCCUGCGUCGAGUGAGAGCUUGGCAUACGUUGAGAAGUCCAGCGUGUUCGUACGGUGCUUGUUCUUAUCCUUCUUGCGGUUCCGGCGCGGCUUUGUUCCCCGGUGUUCAGCUGAGAGUUACAGUAGACGGUCAUAUGUCCUGCGCAUUUCCACUUGUAGUUUUGACAGGAAGGGCUGGUAUCUCCUCCGCCCUCCCUUAUGCGAGGUACAUACUGCUGCUGCGGACUCUGUAAGGACGCUUGACACGAGG
Astrephomene gubernaculifera is the source of this 1332-nucleotide messenger RNA. Lineage: Eukaryota; Viridiplantae; Chlorophyta; Chlorophyceae; Chlamydomonadales; Astrephomenaceae. The record is from the annotation of a GenBank genome assembly.